This is a messenger RNA of Neohortaea acidophila, 1170 nucleotides long. RefSeq names its product galactose-1-phosphate uridyl transferase. Gene Ontology annotation, molecular function: zinc ion binding; UDP-glucose:hexose-1-phosphate uridylyltransferase activity. Gene Ontology annotation, biological process: beta-D-galactose catabolic process via UDP-galactose, Leloir pathway. Gene Ontology annotation, cellular component: cytoplasm. NCBI's taxonomy places the organism in Eukaryota, Fungi, Ascomycota, Dothideomycetes, Mycosphaerellales, Teratosphaeriaceae. The record is from RefSeq and is a predicted model, not a curated record. The coding region runs from base 1 to 1170 and encodes 389 amino acids. The transcript has 4 exons.
AUGCCCGACGCGGUGCUCGAUGACAUUUCCCACCGCCGCUUCAACCCAUUGAGAGGGUCUUGGGUCCUCGUCUCCCCGCAUCGAACCAAGCGGCCCUGGCAGGGCCAGAAGGAAGAGCCGAGCAAGAAUGUGCUGCCUGCAUAUGAUGAGAAGUGCUAUCUGUGUCCUGGCAAUAAGCGGGCCCAGGGCGAUGCGAACCCCGACUACGACCGCACCUUUGUCUUUGUGAAUGACUAUUCCGCGGUCAGAGAACAGCAGGCGGAUUAUGAGCCCCCCGAACAGAAUGGCACCCUCGCAUCCCGAUUGCUUCGAGCAGAGAGCACCACGGGCAAGUGCUAUGUCAUCACCUUCUCCCCCAAACACAACCUCACCCUCGCCGACAUGCCCGCCUCCGACAUCCUCCCCGUCAUCGAAACCUGGACCAAACUCUACACCACCCAUAUAGACCCGCACUCGCCUCUCGUCCAUGUCUGCAAGCCCACCCACCUACCCCCUUCUGCCCACCAAAACGGCGACCUCGUCGACCAUGCCCAGCAGCAAUACCGAUAUAUGCAGAUCUUUGAAAACAAGGGCAGCGCCAUGGGCUGCUCCAACCCGCAUCCCCACGGUCAAAUUUGGACUACCACUUCCCUCCCCGAAGAGCCGGAGAUUGAACUGCGCCAUCUCUCCCAAUACCGACGCGAACAAGGCGGCGCACACAUGCUAGAAGACUACGCAAAGCUAGAAAGCGACAAAGGCGAGCGCACAGUCUACGAGAACGACAGUUUCUGGGCCGGCUGUCCGUGGUGGGGAACAUGGCCGUUUGAGAUCAUGGUCGUGCCGCGAGCGCACAAGCGCGCACUCGUCGAUUUGUCCCGGAAGGAGAGGGAGGACUUGGCGGAGAUGAUUGCGGAGAUUACGCGGCGAUACGACAACCUGUUUGAGACGAGUUUCCCUUAUAGCAUGGGCAUCCACCAAGCCCCGCUCUCCGGCACCGACGACGAAAUCGAAUCCUCCCACUUGCACCUGCACUUCUACCCGCCCCUCCUCCGCAGCGCGACGGUGCGCAAGUUCCUCGUUGGCUACGAAAUGAUGGCCGAGCCGCAGAGGGACAUCACGCCCGAGCAGGCGGCGAAGCGGUUGCGGGCGUGCGGGGGCCCGCUGUACAGGAAGAAGUUGAGCUGUCCGUGA